Daucus carota subsp. sativus is the source of this 2215-nucleotide messenger RNA. RefSeq names its product GTP-binding protein BRASSINAZOLE INSENSITIVE PALE GREEN 2, chloroplastic. Bases 85 to 1809 code for a protein of 574 amino acids. The record is from RefSeq and is a predicted model, not a curated record. The transcript has 3 exons. Gene Ontology annotation, cellular component: mitochondrion. NCBI's taxonomy places the organism in Eukaryota, Viridiplantae, Streptophyta, Magnoliopsida, Apiales, Apiaceae. Gene Ontology annotation, molecular function: GTP binding.
GCUUCUUCAUAAAAUGCGCAUUCAUAUAACUUAUUGGCUGCAAAAGUACCCACAAGGCCACAACACACACUCAGCAGCUGAAAAAUGAUGCUGAGAACCCUUUCACCAUCAAAGUUCAAGCACUUGAUUCCUCUUAUUAACUCAUCUUAUUAUACUUACACUAAACCUGCAUCUAAUAUUCUGCUUCAACCCCAAUCAAUCCCCUUUUUGUUAAACCCUGCUAAAACCCUAAUCCCAUCAUUCUCUACUUUUCUUAAGCCCUUUUCUUCACAGCCCAAUUUCAGAGAUGGCAAUUAUGACGAGUCUAGAUCUUUGUCUGUGCAUAUUUGCCCUGGUUGUGGUGUUCAAAUGCAAGAUUUGGACUGUAAAAAGCCUGGGUUUUUUGUUAAACCCUCGGUGAAAGGGGCUAAUUAUAAGACCCUUAUUGAUAGAAACCCAGUUGCUGAAGAGUUGGAGAUUUCUGGGUCUGUUAAGAAGGGGUUUCUUGAAAUAGAAAAUGAUGAGACCCCGGAAAAAAAUGAAGUUAAAAUGGCUAAGAAGCCGGUGGUUUGUUCGAGGUGUCAUUCGUUGAGGUUUUACGGGAAGGUGAAGGAUUCGAGUGUGGAGAAUUUGUUGCCUGAUUUUGAUUUUGAUCAUACUGUUGGGAGGAGGUUGAGUUCGGCUUCGGGGCCGCGGAGUGUGGUUUUGAUGGUGGUGGAUGCGGUGGAUUUUGAUGGGUCAUUUCCGAGGACUGUGGCGAAGUUGGUUUCGAAUACGAUUGAGGAGAAUUAUAGGGCUUGGAAAGAAGGGAAGGCGGGGAAUGUGCCUAGAGUUUUGUUGGUUGUGACUAAGAUUGAUUUGUUGCCGACUUCAGUGUCGCCUACAGGGUUGGAGCAUUGGGUUAGGUCGAGGGCGAGAGAAGGUGGAGCGAGUAAGUUAGCUGGUGUGCAUUUAGUUAGUGCAAAGAGGAAUUGGGGUUUGAAGAAUCUUGUUGAUGAUGUGGUGGGGUUGGCAGGCUCAAGAGGUCAUGUGUGGGCAGUAGGGGCGCAAAAUGCUGGGAAAUCAACGUUGAUUAAUGCAAUUGGGAAGUGUGUUGGAGGAAAUGUAACUCAUUUAACUGAAGCUCCCGUUCCUGGAACUACAUUGGGGAUUUUAAGGGUUGAAGGUGUUUUGCCGCGUCAAGCUAGAUUGUUUGAUACACCGGGGCUUCUACACCCACAUCAGAUUACAACAAGGUUGACCAAGGAGGAACAAAAGUUAGUUCACAUUAGCAAGGAGUUGAAACCAAGGACAUAUAGAAUUAAGGCAGGUUACUCUAUUCAUAUUGCUGGUCUUAUGAGGUUAGACCUCGAAGAAACCCCACUGGAUUCUAUUUAUGUUACUGUUUGGGCAUCCCCUUAUCUUCCAUUGCACAUGGGAAAAACAGAGAAUGUACUUGCAAUGCUGGAAGAACAUUUUGGGCACCAGUUGCAGCCACCAAAUGGGAAGUCACGAGUUGAAGAGCUGGGAAAUUGGGUGAAGAAGGAAUUUCGUGUCAGUGGCAACUCGUGGGAUUUCAGUUCUGUUGAUAUUGCAGCUGCAGGUCUUGGUUGGUUUGCAAUAAGCCUGAAAGGUGAGGCUCUGUUGAAUGUUUGGACCUAUGAAGGAGUUAAUGUUAUCAGUCGAAAUUCCUUAAUCCUUCAUAGAUCACAUGAUUUUGAAGUUGCGGGAUUUACAGUCUCACAAAUUGUAUCUGAUGCUGAUCGAGCUUUAAAUAAGUCGAGCAAGACUCUAAAGAGUAAGAAAGCGGGCAACUUGACAGUGGCUACUGCUACUGUAACAGCACAAUGACAAUUGUCAAUAAACAUUCUAGGGGAGAAAAGAGAGGGAGGGCCAAGAGUUGAGGUACUGCAGUUGACUUAAACUUAUUCCUAGAUCAGCAAGUUGCCUUUUUGUGCUAGUAAACCAAAAAAAGCUUAGACGCGCGAGAGAUUGAUAAUAGUUGGAGCAACAUGAAUUACCCCCUCCAUAGCAGCCUACAUACCCGGGCAAAAAAUAGAAGGUAGGAGUCUUCUAUUAACAUUUUUGAUGCAGAAAAGUUUUUUUUAUAGUAUCAUCCUUGUUACAUAUUCACAAUGCAGAGAAUUAGUGGGAACUUCUUGCUAUGCAGAAGAAUAGAGUUGUAGUGUUACUUUGUAAAAUAGAUGAUUACGUCAUUUGAUUUUAUCUGGGACUCUGACUUGAUUUUUGGAGUUUA